AUGUCGACCCCUAAAUCCAGCGACAGGCCCUCGCCGCCGGGCAGUGGAGGGGGUGGUGAUCGAGACACAACGGUUACAACACUGGCAGCUAUGCCUAGAGAUCCGGUCACUCCCGGCCGCUUUACGACACUAACUCCCACUGCCAUUCGUUCAGCAGCCAGGCGGACACCUCGUGGAGGAGCGCCUUCGACCCCCUUUGGACUUCGGGCUAUUCAGCGACGAGCUGCCAACACUCCUGGACGAGACCGACGGCGAAGUGGUCGCGUGCAGAGGGAGACACCAUUUGACAUAUUGAAAAAUCUCGGGAAAGCACUGGCUCCCAUAUCGAAGCCGAUCAGUUCGUCUCCUGAAGAGGAACCCCCACCACCGAAAAGAGAUGAGAUUGACGAGCUCGAUAAUGAACCUGUUCCGGAGCGGCCACGUCUCUCGCUUCCAAUCGACGAGGACACUGGAGAGAUCGAGGAGGGCAGCCCUGAACCGCCCCCCCGGCUCUCCUUGGCAUUCGAUGAGGAAGAUAUCACACAGAGAUCUGUCGAAUAUCCACGGAGAGCAAUGAGUGAACAAGAUCGAGCAAGACUAUCGAGAAUGAGCUUCGGGGACGUCAGACUGAGCGAGAAUUUUGGUGACUUGAGCAGGCUUGAUGGUGCCUCGGAAACUGGUGAUGUUACGACACUACAGCAGGGCAACGAUGAGGAGGCACAGGAUGAUACGACUCUUGGCCAAGGGGCUUUCGACGCAGGAGGAGAAACCGAGGAUCUCGGACGGUUUAAUCUGGAAUUCAAUUUCCCAUCUCCCAGUGGUCAAGGCGCGGCUGAACCUGACCUCGCGCUCGCCAAUGAUGACGAGGACUUCAUGCUCAACACGGCCGAUGCGCAACCCGACGCUGGCUUCCCAUCAUCUGAUGAUGACGCUGCGGCUGCUGGGGACUUUGGGCUCGACGUUGACGUCCCCGAUCAAGUAUCAGACGCUGGAACUCCUGGAAUCAUUGGAGGCGGGCUACGGGAUGAACCUCUCCCAGUGGGUCGAAAGCAGAAGAAGCUUUCACGACAUGGUAUCCCAGUUCCGAACCUCCCUUCCGGAGUAGUGAAAAGGUUGGCCAUGCGAUUCGCCAGGACCGGCUCGGGAGCCAAAACAAAGAUCAGCAAAGAGGCACUGGCUGCCAUCGAGCAGGCAUCGGAAUGGUUCUUUGAACAAGCAAGUGAAGACCUUGCAACGUACGCCAAGCAUGCAGGGCGCAAGACCAUCGACGAAAGUGAUGUGAUGACCCUGAUGCGAAGCUCAAAAACAUCUCCCAAAGGAACUGUUGCAGGAUAUGCGACUUUCAUUGCCCCCUUAACGCCUACAUCCCUAAGUCUUAAGUCUGUGAAUGUCGCUAAAUGGAGUUGGAAUGCACCAUGA
This is a messenger RNA of Rasamsonia emersonii CBS 393.64, 1398 nucleotides long. RefSeq lists its product as uncharacterized. The transcript has 5 exons. Bases 1 to 1398 code for a protein of 465 amino acids. Gene Ontology annotation, molecular function: protein heterodimerization activity; chromatin binding. The record is from RefSeq and is a predicted model, not a curated record. NCBI's taxonomy places the organism in Eukaryota, Fungi, Ascomycota, Eurotiomycetes, Eurotiales, Trichocomaceae. Gene Ontology annotation, cellular component: FANCM-MHF complex; Fanconi anaemia nuclear complex. Gene Ontology annotation, biological process: resolution of meiotic recombination intermediates; replication fork processing.